UAACCCAACCAGACCCCACCUUGUUCUUUACUUUUCCUUACUGGUUCAUACUGGCUAGCAUGUUACACUGUCUUGCCUCAUUCAUUCACUGAAUGAAAAAAAUAAAAUAAAAUAAAAUAAAAGCCUUCUUUUGAUUCUUAGAGAUCUAGCUGAGCCCCUACUAAAGUUUCUGCAACAGAGAUAAAGAACCAAAGCUUUGAGUUUAAGACAAAGACUAUAAUAGUUUUCUUCUUGCAUUGCAUGGUUUCUUUCUUCCUCUUUUAUUUUAUUUUUUAUUUUUUAUCUUUCUUUUGUCGGUCUUCAGGGAUCUCCAAAUCCAGACAAACAAAGGGUCUCUCGCAUGUUCUUUCGUAAAAGCCCACAACCUUUGUGUUACAUCAGAGUCACUUCAUUUUCUCAAAAAAAUCUUAGUACCGGUAGUUGCAACCCUGUAGCUUAGUUCUUCGACUCGAGUAAAUAACAUUGUAUUUUUAUUUUAUUUUAUUAGUACUUUCCUUUGGAUAGAGAAGAUCAGUGUGUAUUACAGUGUAUGGAGAUUUGGAAUGUAGAAAAACACUGGUUUCUUUCCAAGGAGUCACAUCACAACAAUCCAUUCUCAUUCUGGUGUUGAAGUUCUGAGGGGCAUUUUCCAAGGUGGAAUGUCUAUCUAACUAAUUUUCUUCAUUUGUCAGCACCAGAUAUCACUCACUCACUAUGGGUUUGGGAGUGUUUGGUUCUGUUCUAGUUCUGACACUCUUCUUCAAGCAUUUAGCUUCCCAGCAACCAAACACUGAUGAUUUCUUUGUGUCUGAAUUAUUGAAGAAGAUGGGUUUAGCAUCCUCUCAGGUCUACAACUUUUCUGCUUCUGUUUGUUCAUGGCAAGGGGUUUCAUGUGAUGCCAAGAGAGAACAUGUUGUUGGGUUAGUCUUUUCUGGCAUGGGCCUCAAUGGUCCUAUUCCAGAUACCACCAUAGGCAAGCUCAGCAAGCUUCAAUCUUUGGACCUUAGCAACAACAAAAUCACUGACUUGCCUUCUGAUUUCUGGAGUUUUAGCUUCCUCAAGAGCCUUAACCUCUCCUCCAAUCAGAUUUCUGGCUCAUUGACUAACAACAUUGGAAACUUUGGUUUGCUAGAAGUGUUUGACUUGUCCAGCAACAAUUUCUCUGGGGAAAUUCCUGAAGCUAUUAGUUCCCUCGUGAGUCUGCAGGUUCUCAAACUUGAUCACAACAGAUUCGAGCAAAGAAUACCUUCAGGGAUUCUCAAGUGCAACUCUUUAGUUUCAAUCGAUCUUUCUUCAAAUCAGCUGAUUGGGACAGUUCCAGAUGGUUUUGGUGCUUCUUUUCCUAAUCUUAUUACCUUGAACCUUGCUGAGAAUAGUAUUAAUGGCAGUGAUUUGGAUAUUUCUGGAUUGAAGUCCAUUGUGAGUCUCAACAUAUCAGGCAAUUCCUUUCAGGGUUCUGUGACGAGUUUGUUUCAGGGAAGGCUUGAGGUCAUGGACCUCAGCAGAAACCAUUUUGAAGGUCACAUUUCUCAGGUACAUUCCAUCGCUAAUUACAAUUGGUCUCAUUUAGUUUAUCUGGAUUUGUCAGAGAAUCAGCUUAGUGGGGAUAUUUUCCAAACAUUGAAUGAAUCCAAGAAUCUAAAGCACCUUAAUCUUGCUCUCAAUAGAUUUACCAGACAGAAAUUUCCCAAAAUUGAAAUGUUCUCAGGUUUGGAAUAUCUGAACUUGUCCAAAACUAGUCUGAUUGGUUACAUUCCAGCUGAAAUCUCACAACUGAGUAAUUUGAGUGCACUUGAUGUUUCUUUGAAUCAUCUUAUAGGGCAAAUCCCUUCACUAAGCAAUAAAAACCUCCAAGUUCUGGACCUUUCAAACAACAAUUUGAGUGGAGAUGUCCCUUCAUCAGUCAUAGAGAGACUUCCUUUGAUGGAGAAAUACAACUUCUCUUAUAAUAACUUAACCUUCUGUGCUUUGGAAAUCAAACCAGCUAUCCUCCAAACAGCAUUCUAUGGAUCACUGAACAGUUGCCCUAUUGCUGCAAACCCAAGUCUCCUCAAAAAAAGAGCCACUCAAAACAAGGGAAUGAAGCUAGCUCUGGCAUUGACCUUCUCAAUGGUCUGCUUGAUUGCUGGUCUUUUGCUUCUAGCAUUUGGUUGCCUUAAGAAAACAAAACCAUGGCCUGUUGUUAAGCAAACUUCGUACAAAGAAGAACACAACAUGUCAGGCCCCUUCUCAUUCCACACUGAUUCAACAACUUGGGUGGCUGAUGUUAAGCAAGCAACAUCAGUCCCAGUAGUAAUCUUUGACAAGCCACUGCUGAAUAUCACAUUUGCAGACCUCUUGGCUGCAACUUCAAAUUUUGAUAGGGGCACCCUUUUGGCUGAAGGAAAAUUUGGUCCUGUUUAUAGAGGCUUCCUACCUGGUGGCAUUCAUGUAGCAGUUAAAGUUCUGGUGGUUGGAUCUACUCUGACAGAUAAAGAAGCUGCAAGAGAGCUUGAGUAUCUUGGUAGAAUCAAGCACCCUAAUCUUGUUCCUCUAACUGGAUAUUGUGUAGCUGGAGAUCAAAGGAUUGCCAUAUAUGACUACAUGGAGAAUGGAAACUUGCAAAAUCUGCUCUAUGACUUGCCACUUGGGGUGCUGCAAAGGACAGAUGAUUGGAGCACAGAUACAUGGGAAGAACAUGACAAUGAUGGCAUUCAAAAUGCUGGUUCAGAAGGAGUGCUCACAACAUGGAGAUUUCGCCACAAAAUCGCACUUGGCACUGCGCGAGCAUUGGCCUUUCUGCAUCAUGGAUGUUCCCCACCAAUCAUCCACAGAGAUGUCAAAGCUAGCAGUGUUUAUUUGGACUACAACUUGGAGCCAAGACUUUCAGAUUUUGGGCUGGCUAAGAUUUUUGGGAGUGGCUUGGAUGAGGAGAUUGCACUUUGUUCACCAGGCUAUGUUCCACCAGAGUUUUCUCAACCAGACUUUGACACCUCAACUCCGAAAUCCGAUGUGUACUGUUUUGGAGUUGUUCUCUUUGAGCUACUAACUGGGAAGAAGCCUGCGGGAGAUGAUUAUGCUGAUGAGAAAGAAUCUACUUUGGUUAGUUGGGUGAGAGGACUAGUGAGAAAGAACAAAGCUUCAAGAGCUAUUGAUCCGAAAAUUCGUGAAACUGGAUCAGAGGAGCAAAUGGAAGAGGCCCUUAAGAUUGGUUAUCUUUGCACUGCUGAUCUUCCUUCUAAGCGACCAAGCAUGCAGCAGAUAGUUGGACUUCUCAAAGACAUUGAACCUUCUGCUAACUAGCAUGAUCACAGAGAAAUGAGGUUGUUUCUUUUAAUUUCAUCACUUUGAAUUUUGCUACCGGAUGAGAGUUUCCCGUGAAAACAUGAAACAAAUGUAAAGUAGUUGAACUACCAUGUUUUGUCACUCUUUUCUUUCUACUGUCAGUCUCUAGAAGGUGGGAAAAAAAAAGUGUUGAAUAUAUUUCACCAGAAUUUGAUCUUUGAACUAACACGUUAUGUUAUUGAUGUUUUUUCAUCCACUUUACUUUCCUUUUGACUUCUUCAUGUGUGAAAAACAAAAGCAUGCCACUGGAAUUGAGUCUGUGUAAAGCUUGAUGCUCUUAAUGAAUAAGUCAGCAGAAUGUGAUCUUCUCUAUGCAUAUUCGUGUUCACUUGAAGACAUUUGUGAAAUCACUUGAGAAAUAUUGCUCGAGU
Molecule: messenger RNA, 3674 nt
Organism: Cajanus cajan (pigeon pea)
Lineage: Eukaryota; Viridiplantae; Streptophyta; Magnoliopsida; Fabales; Fabaceae
Product: Leucine-rich repeat protein kinase family protein
Biological process (GO): protein phosphorylation
Molecular function (GO): ATP binding; protein kinase activity; protein binding
Source: RefSeq, a predicted model, not a curated record